This is a messenger RNA of Amphiprion ocellaris (clown anemonefish), 5606 nucleotides long. Its product is annotated as bone morphogenetic protein receptor type-2. The record is from RefSeq and is a predicted model, not a curated record. NCBI's taxonomy places the organism in Eukaryota, Metazoa, Chordata, Actinopteri, Pomacentridae. The transcript has 13 exons. The coding region runs from base 843 to 4046 and encodes 1067 amino acids. Gene Ontology annotation, cellular component: signaling receptor complex; plasma membrane. Gene Ontology annotation, molecular function: transforming growth factor beta receptor activity; ATP binding. Gene Ontology annotation, biological process: cellular response to growth factor stimulus; BMP signaling pathway; vasculature development.
ACCUGAUACCGGAGACGAGCGGUCCAGACGAGCCUGCAAACGAGGCGUUCCCAGCCGCCCCGAUCAGACCGACAGAUAUCCAUCUCCUCCCUGCGCCGUCUGUCAGCACCGAAGGAAUGAUCUCCGUCUGCCGCACACUAGAAACGCUCGCUAUAGGCGCCGACGACUUCUAAAUUAUCAUCUUUUCCCCUCUUCUCCUCUGUAACGGAGAUCGUGAAAUGAGAAGGGACGCGGAGAACUAACUGGCUAGCUGUGAGGCUAGCGUCGGUUAGCUUCAAGAACCUUUCCGAGCUAAUUGGCUAAACGUUUAUGUGUCAGAUUCCCGGCCGUAGUAACGGAAGGGUGGAUGGUUUUACAAAGUGUACAAGCGAGAAUGGUUCGUAUUUAGACGAAUGCGUAGGUUAUUUUUGGAGAUAUUUACCCUCUUUGCCUAAGUUUUGUAGUGCCAGACAGUCGCCCUAGGCAGCUAGCAUGUUAGCUAGCAGAUAUGGACGUUGUUCGCUGGCUGGUUGCGGGUGGCAGAUCCGCCAAACAAGUUAGCCGUUUGGCUCAUCCGUCCGGUGUCUGCUGGAGUCGAAAGCGGGACUGAAGUGAACUUUAAUUGGCGGUUAAUUAGUUAUCAGAUAACACCGAGUGGACCCCCCGCACCACCCCAACACAACGGCACCUUAUUUUCGCAUCUUUUCUCGAUGUGUUGUUCCGCGCCUGCCGGAGCGGUCCCAGUUCUGGAGCUGACGUGAGGACAAAGUGAAGAGGACCGGAGCGAAGAAGAAGAAAAAAAUAAAUAAUAAUACACACUUGGAGGCGCUCCAACUUCCACACCAAAGUCAUUGUACACUGUCAUGGCUGUGGGCCGAAUCACGAUGAAAUCACUCGCUAAAUUUGGGGUUUGCCUGGCGAUUCUCCUGACUUCAGUGGCUGCUGCCCAGGGUGAGGAGAGGGAGUGUGCCUUCACAGACCAGCAGCAGCAGUGGGAGGUGGAACGAGUGGCGGGGGGCGAAGGCCGAGUCUCCCCGGAGAACACGACCAUCCGAUGUGCCAAGGGCAGCCACUGUUUUGGCCUGUGGGAGAAAACUCCUCCAGGCGAAGUGCGGCUCGUCAAACAAGGUUGCUGGACUCACCUGGGCGAUAACCAGGGCUGCCGUGAGGACCGCUGCGUGGUGACCAACCUGCCUCCACAGAUCCAGAAUGGGACGUACCACUUCUGCUGCUGUGGCAGUGACAUGUGCAACGUGAACUUCACAGAGGACUUCCCAACGCCGAGCCCCACCACUGCACAGCCCAUCUACCCUCGCCCACUGCGGCAUGAAGAGACGGUAAUUAUCACCCUGGCAACAGUCUCUGUGCUGGCCGUGGUCGCUGUAGCAGCCUUCUUUGGUUACCGCAUGAUGCACGGAGACGGUAAGCAAGGCCUUCACAACCUCAAUAUGAUGGAGGCUGCUGGCUCUGAGAGCUCCCUGGACCUAGACAAUCUCAAACUGCUGGAGCUGAUUGGGCGUGGCAGAUACGGUGCGGUGUACUGUGGCUCUCUGGAUGAGCGGCCUGUCGCUGUAAAGGUGUUCACUGCAGCAAACCGCCAGAACUUCCUCAAUGAAUGCUCGAUCUAUCGUCUCCCGCUGCUUGAGCAUGAAAACAUCGCCCGGUUUGUGGCUGCUGACGAGCGGACCGGCCCAGAGGGACGCACAGAGUACCUUCUGGUCAUGGACUACUACCCACACGGCUCUCUGAGUCGCUACCUGAGUGUCCAGACCAACGACUGGGUCAGCAGCUGCCGGCUGGCUCACUCCGUCACCCGUGGCCUGGCGUACCUGCACACCGAGCUCUUCAAAGGGGACUUGUACAAGCCAGCGGUUUCCCACAGGGACCUGAACAGCCGGAACAUUCUCGUCAAGGCUGACGGCACAUGUGUUAUCAUCGAUUUUGGCCUGUCCAUGAAGCUGACAGGAAACAGGCCGGCACGUCACGGGGAGGAGGAAAAUGCUGCUAUAAGUGAGGUGGGGACCAUCCGCUACAUGGCUCCAGAGGUGCUGGAGGGCGCGGUGAACCUGAGGGACUGUGAGUCAGCACUAAAGCAGGUGGAUAUGUAUGCCCUUGGCCUUGUCUACUGGGAGACCUUCAUGAGAUGCACAGAUCUUUUCCCUGGAGAGUCUGUGCCAGAGUACCAGAUGGCCUUUCAGGCGGAGGCAGGGAACCACCCAACGUUUGAGGACAUGCAGGUCCUCGUAUCCAGGGAGAAGCAACGGCCCAAAUUCCCCGAAGCCUGGAAAGAGAACAGUUUGGCGGUUCGCUCUCUGAAAGAGACGAUGGAGGACUGCUGGGACCAGGAUGCAGAGGCUCGUCUGACAGCUCAGUGUGCUGAAGAACGACUGGCAGAGCUGCUCCUCAUAUGGGACCGCUCUAAAUCAGUCAGCCCUACACUUAACCCCAUGUCCACAACACUGCACAACGAGAGAAAUCGCAUGACACCAAAAUCUGGCCCAUACGCAGACCAUCCCUCCAGCUACAUCGAAGAGCACGAGGGGGUAGCCAAGAACACCCAGGUGGACACCACUAGCUCUGUGACUGGCAGGGCUGGGGUCGGGACAGGAGAGAGAAACAGGAAUUCCAUUAACCAGGAGCGCCAGCAGCAAGCCAACGCCCGUCUGCCCAGCCCAGAGGGCAGCAGUACCAGCAUGGGCCUGAGAGGCAGCCCUUCAGCCUCCACUACAACCACCACUAUCAUCUCUGAGUCUGAGGGACCCACAGGGACGGCCACAGUCCCUGUCUGCUUACACCUGACCCAGGAGGACCUGGAAACCACCAAGCUGGACCCUAAAGAGGUGGACAAGAACCUGAAGGAGAGUUCAGAUGAAAACCUGAUGGAGCACUCACAGAAGCAGUUCUGCUCCCCAGACCCGCUAAGCCCCGGCAGUUCCAGCCUUCUGUACCCCCUCAUCAAGAUGGCCAGUGAAGCGUCGGGCUCAUCGGACCCCGCUGCCACUAUGCCUACCACCAUCUUCCCCCUGCCCAAGCAGCAGAACCUGCCCAAGAGGCCGUCCAGUCUGCCCCUGCGUAACAAGCCCACUAAGAAGGAAUCGUCAUCCUCUUCGCUCAGGUUCAAGUUUGGACGCUCUGGGAAAUCCAACCUGCGGCAGGUGGAGGGAACAAAGAUGAACAUUGGUGCAGUAGCAGGCACAAACACAGCUGUAGAGGCUCACCGAGGCACAAGCACAAACAACGUACCCGUUUUACGAGACACGCACGUCAACGGUAGCAUUAACGGCGCUGGUAAUGGUCACAGCAGUGCUGGAAUCUCGCCCAUAGUUGCAGGUGGAGCAACGGGUUUUGGAGGAUCCAGCUUAACUCAGAACGGUUCUGGAGCCCUGAGGUCGGACGACAGCCGGCUGAGCCUCGGGGUCAUCACAGCCAGCCCCGACGAACACGAGCCGCUUUUGAGCCGCGAACGAGAGCAGACCGAUCAGAGGGAUACCUCCUCGAGUGUGGCCGCCCUCCGCUCAGCCCGACCAAACACUAACAACAACAACAGCAACACCGGCCACGGCCAGGGGGACGGCGAGAGUGGGGGAGAGAGUGAUGCAGGAGAAGAGGAGGGAGGUGCAGAGGAAGGAAGCAGGGAAACUACAGGGCCUCCUGGAGAAAGCUCAGGGGCAGGGUCUGUUCCGACGGCCCCGCAGGGGGAAGCUCCAGUCACCAUGAGAGGAGAGGCCCUCCUCAGGCAGCCCAGAGCCCGCAGGCCUGAGAGACCCAACUCCCUGGACCUGUCCUUCACAACACAGGACCUGGCCUCACUAGGCGACAGUCUGGUGCAGCCAGAUGGAGCCUUGGGGACGGGAGAUAAGAUCAAGAAGCGCGUCAAAACGCCGUAUUCCCUCAAGAAGUGGCGACCGACCACAUGGAUCAUCUCCACAGAUACCAGGGGGCCGGAGGUCAACAACAACGGGUCCACCCAGGGUCAAGGUCACAGUCAGAACCGGCCCAAGUCCAGUUCGGCCAUCUUCCUGCGGGGAGGCAGCUUGGCCGGCGAGCCCAGCGACACGCACGUGUGAACUCAGACCCCCUGACAAAAUGGAAAAAACAAGAAGAGCACUUGGUUUCUAUCUGUCGGGCUCUCUGCUCUGAAUCAGCAAGAGGAAGCUAUGGAGUGUGCCGUGGACAGUCGAGUCUGAUCAUGUACAGUAAUUAGGUCUGUCUCGCUCCUGUGUGUCUUUCUGAUGGCAUUGCUUUAACUGGAAUCCAGCUAUGCAGCAUUCUCAUUUGCUUGUUUCCACUUUUUAUUAAUCUCCCCUUUUGUUAGUUUGUUUCAUCCUCAUGAACAUAGUGAUGUUUUGAAUGGAAUUUAUUUUUUUCCUAUGUGCACUUUGAACCGAUUAAAAUCAGUGUUUUUAAGUCCUGUCUGUUGCGACCACAACAAAAGGUGGUCUCUAAACUUAAAUAGGCGACGAAAAACAAUCAAGACUCGGAGCGUUGUGUCUCUCACUUUGCUGUAUCAAGCAGUGUGAGAGGGGGCUCUGUAAAAGAAUUGACGGUCUUAAAAGACAGAACAAACUACUUUUUUUUCCUUGAUUUGUAUGCAAUACCAAUUCUUGUCUAUUUCACUAUGUAUCCAUUUUUUGUAUCAUACUUUUUAAUUGUGCAAUAGGAUGUAGCUUUUAGAUGCUUUCAAUGUUUUUAUUGCUUUCAUUAUUUUGUUUUUAUCUUGUCAUUAUUUUUGAUAUAUUUGUUAAUCUCUGUUGCACUUAUGAAUAGUCACAAUCGUUUUGUAAACAAUCCACCGUACACUACCACCCCCUGGCUCGAGAGGAGAAAAUGGAUGACAAUCCUCCUUUAUUUUCCUUCUUCUCUGGACUAUCUUUCAAGGGGGACGCAAACACUAACAAUCAAUCCCAGCUGACUGGAAAAAUGGGUUACCAUGGAAGUUCUCUGCUUGCACAGUUACACCAGGAAUGGCUCAAACUCUGGGGAUCUCUUAACUCUAUGAUCGCCAGAAUCAAACCUACGGAGGGAUCUGUUACAGUGGCCGACUCUUGCUGUACCACUAUCACCUGACCUCACUGUGGACUGUUUGUGUUUAACUGUCUCCGUGUGCGACUGAAAGACCAGAAACACUAAAAAAAAGCCCAGAUUCUGCUCUUUGAAUACUGUUUGAAAUCAGAAACGAGACUUUAAAACAAAAACCAAACCCCACUGAAGCACGCUGGAUAUUAUUUCUGCUUCUCGUUGUCUCAUCCCUUGAUGUUUGUAUGACUGAUUCAGUGUGUGUGCGUGAGUGUGCACGUGUUGUGUUCCUUCAUGUCAGCAAACAUUAGAAUUGUUAGGGCCUAGCGCUGUACAGGCGUACUGAAAUGUCAUUAUACUCAUUCUGUAUUUUCAGCGCUGCUUCAGGGCAUAUGAAAAGAUCUCAUUUAUGUUUUUGUAAUCUGUAAUUUGUAUGAAAAAAACACAUGUACAUGUAUUGCAUUAAUAUUUGCAUCAUUUUUAUGGAAUUCUGUUUUGCAUUCAAUGGACAUGGCCUUUGAUUCCAUUGCUAUGCGUCUGCUUGGUACAGUUUCUGUAAACACUUUCGAGUCAAUAUGGAAAAAAAAUAUCUCAAUAAAUGUAUGAAAUAA